Molecule: messenger RNA, 1007 nt
Organism: Mangifera indica (mango)
Lineage: Eukaryota; Viridiplantae; Streptophyta; Magnoliopsida; Sapindales; Anacardiaceae
Product: rRNA N6-adenosine-methyltransferase METTL5
Exons: 9
Coding region: 101-742 (213 amino acids)
Biological process (GO): rRNA methylation
Molecular function (GO): nucleic acid binding; rRNA (adenine-N6-)-methyltransferase activity
Source: RefSeq, a predicted model, not a curated record
UUUUUUAAAAAAAAAAAUGGCAGACUUCUUUGAAAAUCCCAAAAUAGGGUUUUUAAGAAUAAGAAUCUUGUGAGUGGAUUCUCAUUCUCCAAGGCUAAAGAUGAAGCUUAAGCAAUUAGAAAGCCUCUUAGGCGACCUUGAACAGUUCUCCAAUCCAAAGGUGGAACUAGAGCAGUAUCCGACGGGACCCCACAUCGCUGCUCGCAUGCUUUACACUGCGGAGAAUUCUUUUGGGGAUGUUACCAAUAAGUUAGUGGCAGAUUUUGGUUGCGGGUGUGGUACGUUAGGUGCUGCAGCUGCUCUCUUGGAUGCAGAACAGGUUGUUGCUAUUGAUAUUGAUCCACAUUGUCUUGAGACAGCAUCGAGAAAUGCAGAGGAUCUUGAGUUGGACAUAAAUUUUAUUCAAGGUGACAUCAGGAACUUAGAAUGGAGAGGUCAGACUGUUGAUACUGUUGUAAUGAAUCCUCCAUUUGGAACUCGGAAAAAGGGGGCUGAUAUGGAUUUCCUCUCUGUGGCUUUAAAGGUUGCUUCUGGAGCAGUUUAUUCCUUGCAUAAGACUUCCACAAGAGAUCAUGUGAAAAAGGCAGCCUUGCGGGACUUUAAUGCUAGUAGUGCUGAGGUUCUGUGUGAGCUUCGGUAUGAUGUUCCGCAAUUAUACAAAUUUCAUAAGAAGAAAGAAGUGGAUAUUGCUGUGGACCUCUGGCGAUUUGUUCCUAAGAGGAAUCAAAGAAAGGUUACUUAGCAUGUGCAUUGUGGUGUAGAGUAAUGGAGAAUGGGAAUAGACUUUUCUUUAUUUCUUGCAUCUUAAUCAUGGUUAUGAAAAUUGGAUUGGACCAAUUGAUCUGAUUGGUUCCACCUUGACUUCGUGGCAUGUUCAAUCUGAUUGAAUGGUUUAAUAGUUUGUCGUUACUGUGUUAACCAUCCCAGUUUAUGGUUAAACCACUGGUUUUACUGCAGUUUAAGGACAUGUCAACUCUAACACAAUAUUUGCAAAUGUUUUUUUGAAA